Messenger RNA from Fundulus heteroclitus (mummichog), 4433 nucleotides. RefSeq names its product probable global transcription activator SNF2L2. Gene Ontology annotation, cellular component: nucleus. NCBI's taxonomy places the organism in Eukaryota, Metazoa, Chordata, Actinopteri, Cyprinodontiformes, Fundulidae. Gene Ontology annotation, molecular function: ATP binding; ATP-dependent chromatin remodeler activity; DNA binding. The record is from RefSeq and is a predicted model, not a curated record. Gene Ontology annotation, biological process: positive regulation of transcription by RNA polymerase II.
GGCAAAGGAGGUGCUAAGACCCUGAUGAACACCAUCAUGCAGCUGAAGAAGAUCUGCAACCAUCCGUACAUGUUCCAACACAUAGAGGAGUCUUUUGCUGAGCACCUGGGCUACCCGAAUGGCAUCAUCAAUGGGCAUGAGCUGUACAGAGCUUCCGGGAAGUUUGAGCUCCUUGAUCGGAUCCUGCCCAAGCUCCAGGCCACUGGCCACAGGGUCCUGCUCUUCUGUCAGAUGACCUCGCUGAUGACAAUCAUGGAGGACUACUUUGGUUAUCGAAACUUCCAGUAUUUACGCCUUGAUGGUACCACCAAAUCUGAGGACCGAGCUUCACUCUUGAAGAAAUUUAACGAGGAAGGAUCUCAGUACUUCAUCUUCCUCCUCAGUACCAGAGCUGGUGGCCUUGGCCUCAACCUGCAGGCCGCAGACACAGUCGUCAUCUUUGACAGUGACUGGAACCCACACCAGGACCUUCAGGCCCAGGAUCGGGCUCACCGCAUCGGGCAGCAGAACGAGGUCCGCGUGCUUCGUCUGUGCACUGUUAACAGCGUGGAAGAGAAAAUCCUGGCUGCUGCCAAAUACAAACUGAACGUGGAUCAGAAAGUCAUCCAGGCAGGCAUGUUUGACCAGAAAUCGUCCAGCCACGAGCGCCGAGCCUUCCUCCAGGCCAUUCUGGAACAUGAGGAACAGAAUGAGGUAGAACCUGAAGCUGUGCGGCAAUGCUCAGUCAAUAUUCAGGAGGAAGACGAGGUCCCUGAUGAUGAAACCCUUAACCAGAUGAUAGCCCGCAAUGAAGAUGAGUUUGAGCUGUUUAUGCGCAUGGACAUGGACCGCCGUCGAGAGGACGCCAGGAACCCCAAACGUAAGCCUCGUCUGAUGGAGGAAGAUGAGCUGCCCUCGUGGAUCAUCAAGGAUGACGCUGAGGUGGAGAGGCUCACCUAUGAGGAAGAGGAGGAGAAGAUGUUCGGCCGAGGAUCACGCUGCCGUCGGGACGUGGACUACAGCGACACCCUGACUGAAAAGCAGUGGCUGCGAGCCAUCGAGGACGGAAACCUGGAGGAGAUGGAGGAGGAAAUUCGUCUGAAAAAGCGUAAACGCAAACGGCGCCAGGACAAGGACCCGUCGAGCAGAGACGACGGAGGCAUGAAGGCCAAGAAGAGGCGAGGGCGGCCGCCGGCGGAGAAGCUCUCGCCCAACCCGCCCAAACUCACCAAGCAGAUGAACACCAUCAUCGACACAGUGAUCAACUACAGAGAUGGCAGGUCUGGAAGGCAACUGAGCGAGGUGUUUGUGCAGCUUCCAUCCAGGAAGGAGCUGCCAGAGUAUUACGAGCUGAUCAGAAAACCUGUCGACUUCAAGAAGAUCAAGGAGCGUGUGAGAAACCACAAAUACAGAAGUUUGGGAGACCUGGAGAAGGACGUGAUGCUUCUCUGUCAGAACGCACAAACCUUCAACCUGGAGGGAUCCCAGAUAUACCAGGACUCCAUUGUCCUUCAGUCUGUCUUCAAGAGUGCCAGACAGAAGAUCGCCAAGGACGAAGACAGUGAGGAUGACAGCGAUGAGGAAGAUGAUGACGACUAUGACUCAGAGGCUGAGGCUAAGUCUGUGCGGGUGAAGAUCAAGCUGGGCAGGGAGGGCCGCAGCCACGACAAAGGCAAGAAGAGGCAAAGCCGCGGAAAAGCCAAGCCGGUGGUCAGCGACGACGACAGUGACGAGGACCAGGAUGAUAACGAUCAGUCGGACAGGAGCAAAAGUGACGAUGACUGAGGAGGACCAGCAGCAGUGUGAGGGCGGCGUUUAUAGAGCUUAUAAAAAAAGGACAAUAUCUUUGUUUUCUAUUGUUGAGCUUCACACUGUUCCCUUUGUAUUUGUCCUCUUUGUCUGACUGUAGUGUGUUAUCUUCUCUUCCAUCAACUUUAAAAUGUAUGACUAAUCAAUCAAUAACUUACAGCAAUACCAAUCAGCUUAUUAUCUUGUUUUUAGGAGUUUUCUAGUAUAUUUUUUAUGUCUGUGCUUGCAUAAGGCACAAAAGAAAUAUAUGAAAAAUGGAGAAAAAAAACACCCCACAUUUGGUCAUUAUAUAAAUUCAUCUUAAAGCAUUAAUAUUCCCCACAUUAAAAGAAACAACGUGAAAUUUGAUGUAUUAACAAAAUAUGAAUAUACAGGUUUGAGCAUCCAUGUUUUACGUUUAUGGAGGAAAAAAAUGGUUUUAAGUUUUCAGUUUUUCUUUUCCCUCUACGUUGUGGUGUUGAAAGUGGUAAAAAGUCCUGUUUGUUCCAUACGCAGCAACUUUAAAAAGGCUUAUUUUUUUCUCUUAUAUAAUUUACAGGUAACAUGUAUAAGAAUCUGCAAGAAAUUGUGAGAUUACCCAGAUCUCGCAGGUCAACGGCUCAUUGUCACAGAAAAAUAAUAUUAAUAAUAACAGUUAUAUUAGCCCAGCUUGGUGCACAUUUCUACUCCCACUGUGUUUAAAUAAAUCUCUAAUUUACUGAUAAAAUGCAUGAGUGGAUAAUUAGUGGUUCUGCUUAGUUGUUAUAUUUUCAGUUAGUGGUGAAAUACAUGGAAUAAACAUCUAAGCCCAGAAAUCCUUCAGUAGAAAAGCAGCUUUUAGUUACUUUUAUCGUUACAUAUUUAGAAAAAUCAAAACUGCUUUAAUCACAGUUAAUGGUGAUGAAAUAAGUAUUUAUUUAUUUUUUUUGGUUUGGUUUUUCACACUUAGAUGUUUCAGACCAUCAAACUUACUUUAGUAUCAGAGAAUGCAGUUUUCAGAUGAUCUCUUCUCAUUAAGGGAAAAGGACGAUCUAAAGCUAACGGCUGCCGGUACCACGGACUCAUCAGGCGUUACAUUAAAUGUGUCUUUUCAGUCACCCAGAAAGGAUUUAGUCCACUUUUCUCUGCAGAACUGGUUUAAUACCGUCUCAGUUGGAUUUAAAUCCAGGCUUUGAUUUGCUGCCUUAUUUCCAGCCACUCAGAGGCGGACUGGAUGUGCUUUGGGUCAUUUACCUGCAGCAGACGUUGUUCUCCUUCAGGACCUAAUGGAGAGCAGCAUCAGCCCUGCAGCAUCACCCCACCAUCUCUGGCUCUUAGGAUGACUUUAUUCUCCUUAAAUGCUGUGAGUUUCACACCAGAUGCUGCUGGGAGCACAGAAUCCAGAACGGUUCAGAAAUUAGUUUUCUUGUAGGAUCACUGAGAUUUUAGUUUUUUUUUUCUUAAACCUUUGUUCCUCCAAAAACAUCUGGAAGAAUGAAACCAUCUCUGUAUCCCUGUCCAGGCUAACGGACAUCAGAGCCCUGCUUUUAUUUUGAAAUAGUUUCGCCUGCUUCAUGUUGACACACUGGUAUCCAGCCUGGCUCUGAAACCGAUCCCCCUAUAAAAUAUACAACAGAUAAUUUAUGGUUUAACGAGGACUCGUCAGGUUGGUCUGCACAGCUUUUUGCCUUAAUAGAUGAAAUCCUCAUUUGUCAGACCCAAUAAACUAUUCACAGUAUUUUUGACCUUUUUUUAUAACAAUAGAACUAUCUUUACUUCACUGAGAAACAGUGAAACAGCCUCAUCGCCAAGCAUCGACAUUAUAAAAUUUAUUUGAAUCACUGUUACUCUCCGUAGAGAUGACUAAAAUCCGGUCUUUAAAAUAUAAACAUUUCAACACACUGGGAGAUAAAUGUCAUCCGUGACCAAGACCUGUUAGCUUCUUUAUUUUUUAUUUUAUUUAGCUUUUCAGAUGCUAAACCAACACCCAGCUUUGAUGCUAAUGUUAGCUUUUGUUUAAAUAAGUUAGGAUGCAACAGAGAAGACCAAUAAAAGCUACCAGCUGUGGUUGCCAUUGGCCGGCUCCAGUCCAGACUGAGUCUCUGGCUUUCCUGCUGUCGAUUUUAAAAAGCGACAUAAACAGUCAAAACCAUUCUGAUGGAAUAUCUAAUUUAGCUAAAAAAGGAAAUACAGGAGGUUUGGGAGUAUCUAACACUUUUGGAUUUCUUCAUGUUUUUGCGAUGGACCACAGAUCUGUGGGAAGCGGCUCGUUUUGUUUGGUUAAAUUCAGCUUCCUGAAGGAAAUGUAGCCUCUCAACUCGUGUUGCAUGAAAACUGCAAAAAUCUGUUUUUGUUUUUUUGAAGAUGGUUGACGACAGAUUUUACACAAAACAACCUUUUACUACAUUUAAGACAGAAUUAAAAUGAACUAUAUAUUUUGGAGUGUAUCCAUCUAGUUUGAUAUGUCUGCAAAUUAGUUUUACAGCCUCCCUUUACUGUUUUGUGUGUUUUGUAGCAUGAGCUUUAGACGAAUAUACCGUACACAUGCAGAUUCCUGGUUUCUCUCCGUGUAACCCGCUCACCAGCUCUCUGACUUUCAUUUUUUGCUUUCUUUGCACAGUGUCCUUGUGGUUGUAAUCUCAUAGCCCCGAGCAAAUAAAAAUCAAUGAUUUUCUGCACCAAAAAAA